Messenger RNA from Oncorhynchus gorbuscha (pink salmon), 1780 nucleotides. Its product is annotated as CXXC-type zinc finger protein 5-like. Gene Ontology annotation, cellular component: nucleus. NCBI's taxonomy places the organism in Eukaryota, Metazoa, Chordata, Actinopteri, Salmoniformes, Salmonidae. Gene Ontology annotation, molecular function: methyl-CpG binding; zinc ion binding. The coding region runs from base 439 to 1278 and encodes 279 amino acids. The record is from RefSeq and is a predicted model, not a curated record. The transcript is spliced from 3 exons.
GUGACGCCCCCCAAAUCUACGAAGAGUGUUUGCGUGUUCCGCUCAGCGAGUGGCGGGGACGAGGAGGUGGGAAUGCGAGACGGUAAAGGCGAAGGACCUAUGCAGCCACCGAACUGGACAAAUGAUUUACGGCUCCGUUUUCUCGGUUGAUCACUGUAGAUAAAGAUUGGAUGUGUCUAAUAGUUGACCAUUUCUUAUGAUUUUUUUCUGUCUCCCUUUAUUUAUUCCAAUAUUCGUGGAAGGCACCACGGACAAACCACUGGACGGUGGGGCUCUGGUCAGCUCGCGUCGCAUUGCUCCACAGGGUAUAAAGGUAUCAGAGAGGAUCAUGGGAAUAUAACAGCUGUCAGUGUGUUGUGAUUGGCUAACUGACAGCUGGACUGCUGUCACUGUUCUUACCUUGGCAUUAGCCCACCACCUCCCCACCUCCCACCCAGUAUGGCAGAUACUUUGGACAUGUCUGGCCCUUCCUCUCCGGAACAGCAGAGAGCCAAUAGGAUCCUCAGUGAGCCUCUAAGACGAAGCCUGAAGCGCUCUCAUCCCUGCUCCCUCUCAGAGUAUCUCAACAACACCAACAGAAUAGCCCACCACCAUAGUAGGUCCAGUAGUACGGUUAUCAGAGGCUUCCUCCACCCCACCGCAGUGCAGCACAGGCCCAACCAGCCCAGGCAGCCCAAGCCUCACCGGGCCCCCUCCUCCAACAUAGACCUCUGGGAUUCCCCCAGUGGGCUUCACCUGGCUCAUGCUGCAGAGCUGCUGAUGAGGGCUGGGGCCUUGACACUGACCCCCACACCCAAGAACCAGGGCCCUCUGGGCGGGCUGGGGGCUGGGGGGAAUGGGGAGGAGGUGGAAGGUGGGUCCAGGGUUGAAGGGGACAGCAUGGGUUGUGUGACAGACUUCCUGCCACUGCUAGGCUGCUCCUGGUUCUCCUUGAACCCAGGCCUGUUUGCUCUGACAGCGGGAGGAGGGGGAUUCCUGACUGGUGGUGGAGGGUCAAUGGGAAUGGCUGGCGUUGGGGAGGGUGUGGAGGGGUUGCGAGGCGAGAGCUCGUCCCCUGGCGGCGGGGGGGGAGCUGGGAGAAGGAAGAGGAAGCGAUGUGGAGAGUGUGUGCCAUGUCGACGGAUGGGGAACUGUGAAGAGUGCAGCGCCUGCCGCAACCGUAAGACCGGACACCAGAUCUGCAAGUACAGGAAGUGUGAGCAGCUGAAGAAGAAGGCAGCCACUGGGUUAGAGAAGAUGGUGUUUCCGUCAAGAGCAGCGUUUCCAUGGCUACAAUAGGAUUCCACCUAUCUUUCCCAUGAACUGCCAGUCAAAUUAAAUAGACUCCGCCCAUUUGGAAUGUGAUCAUGGAUACUCUGGGCGUACAAAGUCAAUUCAGGUGGCCUUGUUGGAUUGGCUUGGAGAGUACAGUAUCUUCGACAAUCAAAAACAUGAAGAUGAAAACUCAAUAAAGAAAAGAUAAGUCAUACCAAUGGAUUUACAUAUUGUUGGGCCCAAAAUGAACCACCUCAUUAACCACAGAGUUGUUUAUUCAUUGAAAAUGUAACUCCUUUUUAUACUCCAUUUUGGAACAUUUUGUCAUCGAAGUUUCUGACCUGGACGUUUCCAUAUAAGCUAAACCAAGGACAGACUGGUCAUAAUAUGAUGUUUAUGUUUGUUUUUCUAUUCAUGUCACAGCUAAUACAAUGAUGAGUAGUAGAUGUACUUAAGUCCUGAUUAGUGUCUAGUUCUUACACCUCUACGGUCUGCCUUCUGAAUAAAGACAAGGAAACUGCCUGUC